Molecule: messenger RNA, 831 nt
Organism: Nerophis ophidion (straightnose pipefish)
Lineage: Eukaryota; Metazoa; Chordata; Actinopteri; Syngnathiformes; Syngnathidae
Gene: gpx9
Product: glutathione peroxidase 9
Exons: 5
Biological process (GO): response to oxidative stress
Molecular function (GO): glutathione peroxidase activity
Source: RefSeq, a predicted model, not a curated record
UCUCCCCCCAACGCUCGCCCUCACUGCAGCCCCAAUCCUCACAUGGCCGACAAAUCCAUCUACGACUUCUCCGCCGAGACGCUGGACGGAGUGGCGGUUCGUCUCGGCAACUACCGCGGGAAGGUGCUGCUGGUCGUGAACGUGGCCACCUUCUGAGGGUCCACCAUAGAGGAGUACCAUCGACUGAAUGCACUCAUGGAAAUGUUUGGUGAUCUCAACUUCACCGUUCUGGGAUUCUGUUGCAACCAGUUCGGCCUUCAGUCCCCUGAGGGCAGUCAUGAAACCUUAAACAUCCUUAAGUACGUGAGACCUGGAGGAGGAUUCGUGCCAAAGUUUCCCAUCUUCGGUAAAGUGGAGGUUAACGGAUCAAACGAAGAUCCACUCUUCACCUACCUGAAGGAGUCUUUGCCCUUUGUGAACCCGGUCAUAGGAGACAUGAAGAAAUUCUACUGGUCACCCAUCGCAGUCGAUGACAUCCGAUGGAACUUCGAGAAGUUCCUGAUCACCGCAGGCGGCGAGCCCUUCCGCAGGUAUGAACUUCACUGUCCCGUCGACAAGGUGGAGAAGGAUAUCGCCCAGCUCCUCUAGAUUGGACUGUCUUCCGGUUUUAUCGGCGGCGGCGGCGGCGGAGUGACGGUCCCUCGGUCAACGCACACGUGUGCACCUGAGCUGGAUCUGAUGGGAAGAGGAACAGGACUUGGAGCCUCAGUGCAUUCACUCCAAAGACCGUGUUUCCUUCUGCCACCGCGUGAUAUAUGGGUGUUGUCGUGGCUUGUGCAGCCCUUUGAGACACUUGUGAUUACGGGCUGUAUAAAUAAACUUUGACUGAUU